AUGGCAUUUGCAGGGAUGCUGAGCGACGAGGACAUAAAGGCAGCAAUCCAGGCUUGUCAAGCUCCGGGCACAUUUAACUUCAAGUUGUUCUUUGAGCAAGUAGGACUAACUGGCUCAUCAGAGACUGAGGGAAGAAAAGUGUUUACAGUCCUGGACCAAGACAAGAGUGGAUACAUUGAGGAGGAGGAGCUCAAACUGUUCCUUCAGAAUUUCUCUCCGGGAGCGAGGGAGCUGACUGUGGCUGAGACCAAGACUCUGAUGGGUGCAGGCGAUAAGGAUGGUGAUGGCAAGAUUGGGAUGGAAGAGUUCUGUGAAAUGCUGAACUAGAUAAUAAACAUAUUUGAACACGACUGUCUUUCCCUAUUUUAAGAUAUCACUUCUCUAAUUGCAAUUCAGGUUUUCUAUUUCGUUUGAUGCAAAGAAACCUUGGAUGUUCUUUACCUGCCUGCUGCUCUUCCUAUUGAUGUGAUACAAUUAUGCAAACGAUGUGUGGUGGAGAGAAAGUUAAAGCUGGAUGUUAAAUGUGUGUGUGUAUGUGUGUUUUCAAUCAGGUACCUGGAAGGAUUUAAUAAAUGUGUUUAA
Molecule: messenger RNA, 582 nt
Organism: Eleginops maclovinus (Patagonian blennie)
Lineage: Eukaryota; Metazoa; Chordata; Actinopteri; Perciformes; Eleginopidae
Gene: pvalb5
Product: parvalbumin 5
Cellular component (GO): cytoplasm
Molecular function (GO): calcium ion binding
Source: RefSeq, a predicted model, not a curated record